GGAGGGAGCCGGGGAGGCGGGGUCCGGGGAGCUGAGCUCGCGGCCCCAGCGCGCCAGUCCCGGGGCUGCAGGGAGCGCAGCGCGCGCCGCCCGGGCCCCGGCCACCGGACGCCCUACCGGACACGACCCUCCCUGGAGCUUGGACAACUGCCCACCUCGGACACUGCACCGGACACUGCCCCCCGCGGGGCUGGACACUACAACGGACACUACUUCCCCGCUCCGGACAUUGCUCUCUGCCACCACCACCCCCACCCCAUACGGCCCUGGAAGCUUGCCUCCACCCCCCUUCGGGGACCCAGACAGUGAGCCCCCCGCAGGCUCUCGCUCGAGUCCCCCGACACUUCAGCGCUGGACACUGCCUCCUCCCAGCUCCCGUUUCCCCUCCCCUCCCACCUCUCUUCCCUCCCCCCCCCCCCAUUUCCCCGUUCUGGUCUGAACCCUGCCAGUUUCUCCGAUCCCCUGCUGCUUGGCCGGGGUUGCCCGCGCCCCCCGUCUCCCAGCUGCCGGUCCGGAUGCCUCUCCCCGGGGGACUGUGGUGGCUCCUCUGCUGCCGUCGAGGCUUCACUCUUCUGCACCGGGACUACGGGGACGGCGAGCUUAGCGGGGACGGGGACGAAGACGAGGACGAGGAGACCUUUGAGCUACGGACCCCGAGUCCAGCGGGCGGCGGGAGGUCAGGACAGAACGCUCAGCCUUUCCUGGGCCCCCUGGAUGUGACGCUAACUCAGCCAGUGAGGAGCGGGCAGGUCUCGGACAGGCUGCAGAGCUGGGAAGAAACCUGGAGCCUCAUCCCAGAAAAGGGGUUGCCGGAGGAUGACCCCGACGUGGUCGUGAAAGGCUGGCUGUACCGGGAACCCCGCGGAGGAGGGGCGCGGCCAUGGUUACCCCCGCGCCGAGCCUGGUUUGUGCUCACUCGAGACUCCCUGGACCAGUUUAGCAGCAGCGGGAAGGGCGCGAAGCGCCUUGGGAGUCUGGUGCUCACCAGCCUGUGCUCAGUGACUGGCCCGGAGCGUAGGCCCAAGGAAACUGGUCUGUGGUCAGUGACUGUGUCUGGCCGGAAACACAGCGUCCGCCUCUGCUCCCCACGCCAGGCAGAGGCAGAGCGCUGGGGGGUGGCACUGCGGGAAGUGAUUGCCUCCAAGGCUCCACUAGAGACCCCUACCCAGCUACUGCUCAGGGACAUAGAGGAGAGUUGUGGGGAUCCAGAAGCAGUGGCCCUCAUCUACCGGAGGAACCCUAUUCUGAGGCAUACCAGCGGCGCCUUGUAUGCUCCACUCCUGCCCCUGCCCUACGAGGUCAGCGCCCCAGGUCCAGGUUAUGCAUCUCUGCGGGAGGAGGCAGUGCGGCUGUUCCUGGCACUGCAGGCACUGGAGGGGGCCCGGCGCCCUGGGCCCCUGAUGCAGGGAGUGCUACAAACCUGCCGGGACCUGCCUGCACUUCAGGACGAACUCUUCCUGCAGCUGGCUAAGCAGACCUCAGGCCCUGCCGGUCCUCCUGGGCUCCCUGCUACCCAAGACCCUGCAACCUUGCGGUACUGGCAGCUUCUCACUUGUAUGAGCUGCACUUUCAGACCUGGAGGAGCUGUAAGAGGGCAUCUCCUGGGACAUUUGGAGAGGACUGAGCAGGCUCUACCGGACUCAGAACUGGCGGAAUAUGCGCGCUUCAUCCGGAAAGCGCUGAGCCGGACGAGGGGCCGAGAGCUGGUGCCGUCGCUAGCAGAGAUUUCCGCACUGAGCCAACGGCAGGAACUGUUGUGCACGGUGCACUGUCCCGGGGCUGGCGCCUGCCCGGUGACCAUCAAUUCCCACACCACAGCCGGAGAGGUGGCUCAAGAACUAGUGGGGCGGCUGGGUUUGGCCCGGAGUCGAAAUGCAUUCGCGUUGUACGAGCAGCGAGGAGCCCAGGAACGAGCCCUGGCUGGGGGGACCCUCGUGGCCGACGUUCUCACCAGGUUUGAGAAUUUGGCCUCCGAGGAGAUCGGAGGGGAGGACUCCCCCGACUCGGGAUGGAGGCUGUGCCUGCGUCUCCACGGACCUCUGCACCCCGAAGGGCUGUCCCCAGAUAGUCACGAACUGCCUUUCCUCUUUGAGCAGGCCCACGCCCUGCUGCUGCGCGGCCGACCACCCCCGCCCGACGACACGCUGCGCGCCCUGGCGGCGCUGCGCCUGCAGAGCCUGCACCGGGACUUCUCCCCGCGAGUGCCCCUGCCGCGCCUGGACCGCCUGCUGCCGCCCCCGGCCCCGCCGCGCGAGGACCCGCCCCGCCCAGCCCCCAGGCCGCCACCGUCCGCCGCCCUGCUGGCCGGGGCGCUCUGGAGCCCCGGUCUGGCUAAGAGGCGGGCUGAGCGGGCCCGGCGCGCCGGGGCCAACCGAUCGGCGGCGGGAAGCGCGGUCCGAGAGGGAGGCGGCGGUGCCGGCACGGCGGCCGCGGUGCUGGGCAGCUGGAAACGUCUUCGGGGAAUGGGCCGAGCUGAGGCCAUGGCUGCCUACUUGGCUCUCGCGGCGCAGUGUCCGGGUUUUGGCGCUGCUCGGUAUGACGUUCUGGAGCUGAGCACGGAGCCUGGUGGAGGUACUCCACAGAAGCUAUGCCUGGGCCUGGGAGCCAAGACCAUGUCCCUCUCCCGGCCUGGUGAGACAGAGCCCAUCCACAGUGUCAGCUAUGGCCAUGUGGCCGCCUGCCAGCUAAUAGGCCCCCACACUCUGGCAUUGCGGGUGGGUGAGAGCCAGCUCCUCCUGCAGAGUCCCCAGGUGGAAGAAAUCAUGCAUCUAGUGAAUGCCUACUUGGCCAACUCUUACCCAGAGAAGCCCUGCAGCAUCUCUGCUCCUCCAUGCCAAGACCUGCCAGACACCUCCCCUCCCAGUCAGCACCAAGGCCUGGACAAGUCCCAGGGACAUUCUGGCUGCUUGGGGCAGCUGCAGGACUGAGCUUGCCAAAAAGGUCACGACUUCUUCUCCUGCCUGCAGCCUGGACCAGGACUGCUCUCAGCCUUGAGGAAACCAUGGACCUUUUCGGCCCUGCAGGGACAGGGCACGCCUACACCCGAGGGCUGCAAUGGGUGGGGACAAUUUUCUAGUUUGUUUCUUAAUUUAUUUGUAGAAGAGAAGCGCAAAAAAAAAAAAUCCUUAUUUACACAAACCCUUCCUGUGGGAGAGUUGUCAGUGGGACAAGUUGGAGCUCCCUGGCUCAGUGCUCCACCCCUGGGGACGCCUACACUCUGCGCUUGUACCAGGCCUUGAAGAGAUUCUGGACACCACAGAGCGCCGCCCUCUUUAACCUUCUGGAUUUAACCUCCUACUAGCCAGUCUCCUGCCGUAGGGUGGUGGGUGGGGCAGGCAAGAAGGCAGUAUGGGAAGCGGGGAGUUACCCUCUUGUCUCGGCUCAGUAGCAUGGGGGUGGCCUCCUUACAUCCAUGAGCCUGGAUAGCAGUGAGUCAUUAGGCCUGGCACUGCCCAUUUCCUCCCCCUGGUAUCCAGCUUCUGGGCCCUUUUUGGAUCCAUCUUUGGUUGCCUAUUACUUUGAGACUGAAAUGAAUAGAAGCUUGGGGGCAGAGGACGGCCAUAAGAACUGGGUUGUUUUUUUUGCAUGGAAAAUUAGCUCAGGUGAGGGCUCAACCUACUCCUGAGUUCUGUUUCUGCUUGUCAGGGUUGGUUGAACAGGCUUGAAAUUCCUGACGGAUAGGCCCUGAGCACUGGGAAAACAGCAUUCUAGUUGUUCAGAUUGGGGCAGAAUGCAGUGGCCCUAAACACUAGACAGCACAUCUCUGCCCUAAGUACAGGCAGUCAGGGCAGCGGGGUCCACUGAGGGGCAGAGGCUUAGACACUGAGGAGGCAGCAGACAUCACAAACCCAACAGACUUUUUUUUAUUAUUUAUUUAUUUGUGUAUGUGUGCGUGUGUGUGUGUGUGUGUGCAUGCGCUAGUA
Perognathus longimembris pacificus (Pacific pocket mouse) is the source of this 3923-nucleotide messenger RNA. RefSeq names its product pleckstrin homology, MyTH4 and FERM domain containing H3 (gene Plekhh3). The record is from RefSeq and is a predicted model, not a curated record. Gene Ontology annotation, cellular component: cytoskeleton. The transcript has 14 exons. Gene Ontology annotation, biological process: signal transduction. The coding region runs from base 516 to 2927 and encodes 803 amino acids. NCBI's taxonomy places the organism in Eukaryota, Metazoa, Chordata, Mammalia, Rodentia, Heteromyidae.